Cricetulus griseus (Chinese hamster) is the source of this 590-nucleotide messenger RNA. The record is from RefSeq and is a predicted model, not a curated record. NCBI's taxonomy places the organism in Eukaryota, Metazoa, Chordata, Mammalia, Rodentia, Cricetidae.
AGUCUAUGCCAAAAAGUUGAACAAAGUGAACGAGAAGUAGAGAAACUAAUGAUGGAUAUAAAUCAAUUAAAAGAAGUUAGAAAAGAACAGCAUGCGAAGAUUAAAGCAGCAGACAUAUUUCUCAAAGUGGGUGUAACACGAACCAUCAUCUUGAUGUGGCUAAGCUGACCUUAAUGGUGGAGUAUGUUCACAGCCCUGAUGCUAGUCCAACCUCUGAAGCCCAGCUGACUAAGCGUAAGGCUCUAGACACGCAAGAGCAGUGGCCUAUGAAGAAACCACGAUUGUUGGAGACAGAAAGCAGACCUCUGACAGAUUUCCAAAGCAGUCACCAAAACAAAACUUCCUCCAGCAACCUAGAUACAGACACAGAGAUGGGGAGCACAGAAGAGGAUGGUGAAUAUCCUCGGUCUCCCACAUUUUGAUUGUUAGAUGAUGUUUUUGACUUGACUGAGGUUCAGACCACUUGUUCCUAUUUUUACUGUAUUCAGCUGUUUAUAAUGUAUGAAUAAGGUAUUUUUACUGUUCCAACUGUUUAUAAUAUGUAAGUUAAUGUUUUAUAAAAUAUCUUAGAAAUUCUUAUUUAUAUCUCA